Aphidius gifuensis is the source of this 3388-nucleotide messenger RNA. RefSeq names its product zinc finger protein Elbow-like. Gene Ontology annotation, biological process: negative regulation of DNA-templated transcription. Gene Ontology annotation, cellular component: nucleus. The record is from RefSeq and is a predicted model, not a curated record. Bases 548 to 2050 code for a protein of 500 amino acids. The transcript has 2 exons. Lineage: Eukaryota; Metazoa; Arthropoda; Insecta; Hymenoptera; Braconidae.
GAGUUCUAACUGAACAACAGUCACGAUUCAGUGUCCGCAUCAGCAUUAUUACUCUGUCAGUGAAUUUGUUUUAUUUUUAUUUUUUAUUUUUAAUCUUGUUUAUCUUAAUUUUUCAAAAAUUUAAAUAAAAAAAAACGAAACGAAAAUUUGUGAUUAUUUUAUUGUGAAUUAUAUAUAUCAUUUGUGUCUUGUGAAUUUAAUAUACUAUAUUAAAUUUAAAAAAAAAAUUAACUAUAUAUCUUUUAAAUAAAUAUAAAUGUUAUUAUGUGAAUUUGUAAAAUUUGUUUGUGAAUGGUUUUAACAGUGAAAGAAAAAAAUAAAAAAAAAAAAAAAUUAUUUCAAAUAUAUACGGAUUACAAUAUUGGAGUGCGAUAACAAGUUUAUCGUUUUUAUUGAUAAAACAGAGAAGAUAUUUAAAUAAUAGUGAAUUGUGAAAGAAAUAAUAAUAAUUAAAAUAAAUAAAAAGUUAGAGUGGUACGUUAAAGAUAAUAUAGUUGAGUUUAAAAUUACUUUUUGAAAGUUUAAAUAUAACUUGGAUCUUGAUAAAAUGUUAACGUCGAGUGCAAAUCAGUAUCUCCGUCCGGACUAUCUUACACCUUUACCAACCACGUUGGACGCUAAAAAAAGUCCCUUGGCAUUAUUGGCACAAACAUGUAGUCAAAUUGGUGCUGAUCCACCCACUACAAAAUCUCUACUGGCACCAGCCGAAAAAUCAAAUAAAUCAAAGUCCAAUGAAACAAGAGAAAAAUCAUCACCUCACAAUGGUACAGUGGAACAAAUUAAAUCAAGUUUCAAGCCUUAUGAAUCAUGUUUAAGUCGUGAUAAAGCAUCAAGUCCAGAGGAACAACAACGUGCACCAUCAAGUCAUUCAACAUCAGGUCGUUCAAGAACACCUGGAAGUAAUGGAAAACGUUGUUCAAGCAAUCAAAGUGCAUCAUCAACAAGAGCUGUAACACCCCAAGGACGUAAAACAGCAACACCAAAUAAUAAUGAACAAACAACAAGAGAAUCACCAGUAUCAAGAACAAGUAAUGCUAGUAAUACAACAACAACAACAUCAACAACAGCAACGACAAAUGAAACAUCAACAAAUCAAGCAUCUAGAGGAAGUCCUCAACAAUCAAAAUCUGUUUAUAAUUCAAUGAAUUCAGAUUCUGGAAUGAAAGAACAUCAACUAGGUGCAUAUAAACCCUCAACAACAAUACCAUCAUCAGUUGCGUCAUCGGGUUAUCUUGGAUAUCCACAUCAAUUGCCAAUUGACGUUAUGGCAAAUUCAAUAAUGUCACAACAUCAUGCUGCUAUGAAAAAUGGUAUGGGAUCAAAUCCUUAUUUAAGCUAUGCAAGAGUCAAGACAUCAACUGGAUCUGAUACAUUAGUACCAGUAUGUCGUGAUCCUUAUUGUACUGGUUGUCAAUUAAAUUCUCAUUUUCUUGGUUCAGCUAAUGGAAAAAUACCAAUAUCAUCAGCAUCAUCAUCAUCAACAACAACAACAUCAUCAUGUCCAGCUGGUUGUGUACAAUGUGAUCAUAAAACAAGUAUUGCAAAUCCAUAUGGACAAAUGGGUGCACAUACAAUGGCAACAUCAGCAGCAGCAUAUGCACAUGCACAAUUAGCUGCAUUAGCAGCAGCAUCACAAUUACCAUAUGUUUGUAAUUGGAUUGCUGGUGAUACAGCAUAUUGUGGAAAAAGAUUUUCAUCAUCAGAUGAAUUAUUACAACAUCUUAGAAGUCAUACAAGUGUAUCGGGUGAUCCAAAUGCAACAGCAGCAGCAUUAUCAAUGUUACCUGGAUUACCACCAACACAUCCAUUAUUAUCAAGAUCUUAUCCAACACCACCAUUGAGUCCAUUAGCAACAGCACGUUAUCAUCCGUAUGGUAAACCAUCACCAUUAUUUCCACAUUCAUUAUCAUCACUUGGUCUUGGUUUACCAUCACAUCCACAUUCAGCGGCAGCAGCAGCAGCUGCAGCCGCUGGUUUAUCACCAUAUUUUUCACCUUAUUCAUUGUAUGGUGGUCCACGUCUUGGUGCUACAUCUGGUAUGCAUCCUUGAAUGCCAUUUUAAUCAGGAAAUAAUAUAUGCCUGAAUUAUUUUAUAUAUAAAAUACCAACUAUUUAACUGUGAUUUUUUCAAUCUGUAUAUGAAUAUUAUUAUUUUAUUUUUACAUUAACUUUCAUCGUGAUUGAUGAUUAUGUCGACGAAAUUAAAAAUUUACAUUGAUAUAUGUAAAUUUUUUUAUGAAAAAUUAUCGAAUUCAAAUGAAUACUUAUUUGAAUAUAAAUCAAAUUUUAAAUCAGAGAUAUAACAUUACAUUAAUAAAUAGAUUGAAUUUAAACCAACGAGUGAUUCGUAUAUAAUAUUUAUAAAUAUAUAUAUAUUUUUUUUUUCGUUCUGUCUCAACACAUGUAUACUCGGAAUAUUUUGAUGCUUUAUAUGUUGACAAUAUUUAUAUUAAUUGCACUUUAAUCUGCUAUACAUAUAAAGUCUCAAAUUUAUUAUAAAUAAAAAACAAUUACAAAAAACCCACAUACACUUGUCUUAACACCUUAAAUUAUAUUCAUAUCUAAUUCUUUAAUAAUUGUAAUUAAUGUAAAUUUGUCUAUAGUCACUUAUUGCAUUGUAAAAAUUAGUGACAAAUGAAGAAUAAUAAAAAAAUUUAAAAAAAACAAAAAAAAAUAACAAAAAAAUUGAAAAAAUAAAAUAAAAACAAAUAUUAUAUAAAUAAAUAUGAAUAUAUAUUUCAGCGUCUAUUUUUGCGUAACCAAAGUUUUUAGUAUCGAAAAAAAAAAUUGUUCAAUUAUAUCGCGUUUAUUUCUAAACAGACAUAAUAUCAGUUUGAAAAAAAAAGAAUUUUUAAAAUGACAAAAUUAAUUAAAUAAUGAGAAAAAAAAAUUAUAAAAAAACACAUGUAUAAUAAAUUAAUAAUUAAUAAAUAUUAAUGAAUUAUGAAUUUAAAAAAAAAAUAUCGAAAAUAAAUUUUUGUAAAUAUAGAUUUAUUAUUCUUAAUAAUAAAUGUUGGCCCACGGACAUUGUGAAUGCUCCCGUGUGAAAAAAUAAAUAAAACAUGAAUUUGCUCACAAAGUCUGAAACCAUUCAACGAAUAAAUCUUUGUGUAAUAUAAAAAAUUGAUUUUUAAAAUAACGUACUACUUAUAAAAGAAAAAAAAAUCACUAUGAGUUUAUAUUUAAAAAAAAAAAUAUCAAUUUUUAAUUCAAUUAAGAAUUUAAAAGAAAAAAAAUGAAUUGUAAAAUGGUUAGACUUGAUAAGUCGAUGAGUGUACGCCAUAAUGGCUAAUUACAGUAUUCUGGUAAUUGUUUUUAAUAUUGUUAUGUUAAUUUAAAAAAAUGUUUGAACUUUAAUCUAAAAAAAAAAAAAAAAUAAAUACAAAAA